Boeremia exigua is the source of this 1052-nucleotide messenger RNA. RefSeq lists its product as uncharacterized. Lineage: Eukaryota; Fungi; Ascomycota; Dothideomycetes; Pleosporales; Didymellaceae. Bases 246 to 887 code for a protein of 213 amino acids. The record is from RefSeq and is a predicted model, not a curated record. The transcript has 4 exons.
GCGCCAUUGCCGUCCUCAUGAUCGUUCCCUUAUAUACCGCGCUGCACCCUCCCGCCACUCUGCCUGCACUCACGCUCGCUGUUGAGAAUUGCCCUCUUGCACGAGAAAUUGCUUAUCGAAAGCGUGCUCGAAUUCUGUCUGUCGCUGACCGUCUCCUCUUUUAAGAUUGUGCCACUCUUAGCAUCCAAGCCAGCAUAGUCUCGUACCCAGUUUUUUCUGCAAACCUCACAACACACACCGUCAAAAUGCACUCCGCACUCGCCCUCGGCCUCGCUGCCUUUGCCGGCUUUGCCGCAGCUCAGGAGAAUACUCAGAAUGACUACCCCUACCGCAUCGAUCCGGAUAGCGUCACCCCGGCCAACAGACAAUUCUGGUGUGACCAGAACAUUGCUCAAUGCCCGCUCAUUUGCCUUCAGCAGCCCGGCGUCACCACCCAGACCACUUCGGUCAACGACUGCGAUCCCGAUGCGUUGAGCUACAGCUGUGUCUGCGAUAACGGCGUCUCCCCCAACAUCACCCAGUACUCCCAAACGCUGCCCUUCUUCAUCUGCCAAGAGUGGGGCAACCAGUGUGUCGCCAACUGCAACGGCGACGCUACCUGCCAAGACAGCUGCCGUGCCGACCACCCUUGUGGCGCUCAGUCUCCCUUCUUGGGCAACGCUACGUCGAGUUCUUCCUCGGCCACUGGAUCUGCCACUGGGUCUGCUGGUGGAUCUGCUACGACCACUCGUCCUCCCGCUACAGGCUUCGGUGGCGCUGCUGCUACCUCUGGUAGUUCGGGCUCGGGUUCGGGCUCGUCUGCCUCCGCCACCUUCGUCCCUGGCGCUGCUACCAGCAUGGCUGUGCUCUUCGGCAGCGUAUUCUUGGGAUUCGCUGUCCUGCUGUAAGCCGUGGAUUUUUCCGCGCCGCUCGUCCAUUAAACGUAAAUUUUUCUUCCGGAUCUUCUCCAUGCAUAGCGUCCGGGAUACAUACAGUCAUUUCACACCACAGAUACCCAACGGUACUUGCCGCUCAUUUGAAAGCAAACUGGGAGUUUAAUUAGCAAGGCGCAU